This is a messenger RNA of Chiloscyllium plagiosum (whitespotted bambooshark), 5444 nucleotides long. It is a transcript of the gene whamm, whose product is annotated as WASP homolog associated with actin, golgi membranes and microtubules. NCBI's taxonomy places the organism in Eukaryota, Metazoa, Chordata, Chondrichthyes, Orectolobiformes, Hemiscylliidae. The record is from RefSeq and is a predicted model, not a curated record. Gene Ontology annotation, cellular component: cytoplasm; endoplasmic reticulum-Golgi intermediate compartment membrane. Gene Ontology annotation, biological process: endoplasmic reticulum to Golgi vesicle-mediated transport; Arp2/3 complex-mediated actin nucleation. Gene Ontology annotation, molecular function: actin binding; Arp2/3 complex binding.
GGUCCGGUACGAGGCCUCAGGCCUGCUGCUGCUGCUGCUAUCAUGGAGUCCGAGCAGCCUGACAGCCUGGAGGGUUGGGUAGCCAUCAGGCCCGAUGUGUUCUCUGAGACUGAGAAGAGCCGCCUGCGGUUCCUUGUGGCCUGGAACGAGGUGGAGGGAAAGUUCGCCGUCACCUGCCACAGCCAGAGCCGUGGGCAGCGGCGGGGUGCGGGAGGCGAGCCCGGGGCUCACGGCAGCUGGGCCGCGCUCUACCGCCCGGAGGAGCUGCGCUGGAUCCACCGGCAGUUAGCGACGAGCUGCUCGGCCCUGGAGCCGUGUUUCCCGGUGCUGCCCGAGCUGAGGGCCCCCGGGCUCUGGGGCCUACUGUUCCCAGGCCGCUCCUUGGCCGAGGGCCCGGAGGCUGGCGCCGGCCUGGAAACCGCCUGCCGCCAACUGGAGAGGUACCUGGACGUAGCGGCCGAGCUGUGCGGCCGCCGCAUCCUCCUGGAGUCGGUGUUUCCCACCGAUUCCGACGGCGAGUAUUUCGAGAAUCUGACCGAGUUCCGGAGGAAAAGCCUGGAGCAACGAGUGGCCCGCGGCCGGGAGAACCUGCGUGAGAUCCUGCACCAACACAGAGCUGCUAAAGAUAUGGUGACCCUUAAAGCCAUCUACCAGGAAGAAGACGAGGCCUAUAAUGAACUGGUCAAUGCAGCAACGCAGUUUUAUCAGUAUUUACUGCAGCCUUUUCGGGACAUGAGAGAGUUUGCUUCACUCUGUAAACAGGAGGUCUUGAAAUCCUUGGAAUUUGAUGAGUUGGGUCCAAGGAGAAUUCAAAGCCUCGAGAAAGAUGCAGAGGAAUGGUCCAGACGGAUGCAGGAAGCAGUCUGCUCAAUCCAGGAUAUCACCGUGGAUUACUUUAAGGAGACUGUGAAAGCACUAGCUGCAAUGCAGAAACAGAUGGAGGAAGAUCGAAAUCACUUUGGCAAAGCUGCCUGGGCCAAUGUAGCACCCAGACUGGAGAAACUAAAGCUUAUGUUUGCGAAGGAAACAUUACAACACACUAGAGCGAAAGAACUUUGUCUCAAUCGCAGGAAGGUAGAGAUUCAGCAGAAGAUGGAGCUUUUCGAUAGCCAGGAAAUGCUGGAGACAGUAGACGGGUUAGAAAUGCAGUAUUAUGAAACACAGCUGGAACUGUACAGUAUUCAGUUGGAAAUGUUAAAGAAUGAAGAGUUGCUGCUUUUUGCACAGUUGGACACCAUUCGACGCCAGAUCAAAGAAAAAGAGGAGGAGGUGGUUUAUUAUGACACUUGUGAAGAUCCUGAGCAACUUCAGGCUAAUGACAACCUGGGGUUGACCCAUGACACUCGUUCAGUGGAAAUUAAAAAAAUGUGGCGCCAGGUUCACCAGUUGGAGACCAAACGGGGUCGUAUUUGUGCACGUAGAUCCUACCUGAGAAAUAAACAGGAUCAGUGUGAGGAAUCUCGGAAAGCAAAGCAGCAGCAAGAACGGGAAAAUCAGGAGCGCAUCCAGCAACAUCACAGUAUCCAACUGAAACGUGACCAGAAAAAGGAAGCAGCCCGAAGGAAGAGGGAGUGGGUAAACCAGGAACGGCAAAAGACUUUACAGCGGCUCCGAGCGUUUAAGGAGAAAUCAUCAGCACAUUUUGUAUUUCAACCUCGUUGCCAAACCCUUGGAGUGCAGAGACAGUUCACACCUUCGCCUGCAGCCCCCACUGUGUCUGAUCAGCCAAUGUCCCUCCUGGAUCAAUCCACCAGAAAGAAACCUGCAUCAUCCAGAACUUCAAAACCCGCCAGGAGCAGCCUUCCAACUCCCAACGAUAUUCCAGUGCAAAUCUUCCUGCCACCAGGACAAGCAGAGACACACAGGACUUCCUCGGUGCCUUCUAAAACACUCUCGCCACCAUUUUCCCCUCCCCCUCCCCCGCCCCUGCCCCCUCCCCCUCCUCCCCCUCCUACCCCUCCUCCAGGACCUGCCCCUUGUACUUUACUGGGUCAGACAAGCACUUUGAUACGUGACAACCAAGGUCAACCAAUCCUAACCUUGGCAGAGAAUUCAGUGAAGAAAUCCCUGAAGGAAAAUAUAGGAACUAUGGACGAUGUACUAGCUUCCUUGAAGCGUGGUGAAGUUUUGCUUCGAAAAGUAGAUCAAACGAAGCCGCAAUCUCUUGACAAGGCUGAGGACCUGCGACAGAACAUGUUGGCCUCAAUUCGACAAGGCAUCCGUUUACGAAAAGUCACAGUAGGAGGUAACCUCCCAGUCAGCACUGACCCAACCAAUGAGUUAGAGCGUAGUAUCAAAGCAGCCAUGAAGCGAAUGAAGAAAGUAUCUCCAGAUUCUGAUGAAGAGACAGAUGAUGGCAAUCAGUCUGAAGAGUGGGACAGCUGAGUGUGUGUGUGUGUGUGUUCUCUGUGCUUGCUCUGCACAUUGAAUAUCUCACAAAAUUUGUUUCUAUCCUGUCUGCAGGAGUUGAUAGGAAAUUAUUAUUGGUAUCAAAAACAAAGUGAAGGUUCGAGAAAUUAAACUGUCAGCUUGAUUCUGUGCCAAGUGAUUGGAUGAAUGGCUAGGUGAACUUCACCAAAGAACUGUCUGAAAUUCAAAUGUCACAUGUAAGGAUUGAUUUAUAAUUUUGCAGUCUCUGACUUCCCUAGUUUAUUGGAGUGAAAAUAAUACCACAGUAUUGCUGUUUUGAAUCAUGAGAUUUGAUCAUAAACAUAAAUGUUUUUUGUCAAAAAUAACUCAUUUAAAUCUUUUUGUGUAAUAACUGAGCUUCAGGAAAAUGAAUUGCAAAGCAAAUAUAGACUAGCACAAUGGAGGAAAGAAUGUAAUAACUUGCCUUUAUAUUGCACCUUUUCCAACCUCUGACCCUCCCAAAUUGUCUCAAAUAAUGCAGGAAAGCACCUUUUAAUUUAGGGUGUAGUCAGUUGUUGUGCAGGAAAUGUGACAGUCACUUGUACACAACAUCUACACCCAGCACUGGUGAUGGUGCCAAUGAUACUGACAACAGCAAUGUUUCAUUAGGAAGCAAGCAGCCUCUAUAUAGGCCACUGAGGCUCAGUGGGUGACUCCAAGCCACGUAGAAUAGAGGGCCAGGCUUGGAUAAGCUGAAGUUACAUUAAGCAAAACAAUCAACUUGAUUAAAGCAGAAUAUAUAUGAUAACUGAAGCAUAAGCUAGACUGGGCUAAAGUAGUCAGAUAGUUUCACAAGCACUGACUGGAGACAGUCUGUGAUAUAAUGCAGCUUGGCAGUGAGAUUGUGGGUCAGUUUUCUGAUGUGAUGUCAUAGUCUGUACUUCCUCAGCUGACAACCUACCCAGGAAACCUCAUUAGAACAGCAAUGGUUCUUCCUUGUGUUUUAACGACUCUUCUUUUUCUAACAUGAGCAAUGUUCCAUAGAGGUAUCUGGAAAACAGAGCUGACUAUAGACAUUCCAUAGGUUUGUUCUUUAUAAUUUUUCAGUCGCCUGGAGAAACCAAGGUCCUACCAGCUGCUGCACUGAAGCAGACAAACAGCACAGGGUGGUUUGAGUAUCUUGUGAAUAGAGAGGAGACACAGUCAGCCCAGGCUGUUGUUUAUGAGCCAACCAUCUCUGGUCUGAACAGGAUGGGCCUGGACUCUGAUACUCUCUGCAAUUGAUUACUACACUGGCCUUUACUAGUUAGACUCAUGAGAAAUGCAACCACCUUUGCAUUCUGAAGGACUGUUUUGCAAAACUUAGUCCUAGUAAAAGAUAAGAAAAUAUCAGCUAACAUUUCAUUAAUCUCUUUUAUCCUGAAUUACUUUAUUUAGAACACUGGACGUUGGACAUGUAGAUAAUAAACUAUUGAGUGAUUAUUAAUAAAGGCACAGUUUACUCCUUUAAAGCUUCUGCAAAUAUACAUAAUAAAUUAUAUAUUUUUGUGCAGAUCUACAGUUGAAAUUUAUUUUUAAGAAUAUUCAGGUUAUUCAAUCUAAGGCACUUUAAGAUGUAAUUACAGAACUUGCCUUGCUGUUUGAGGACUGUAUUGCUUUCAAAAAAGGCUGAAAUAUUGUGCAGUUAAUUUUUAAUUCCUUUUUUUCUUUUAAACUCUUUGCUUGUAAAGCAGCAUAUACCUGGAGUAUUGUGUGCUCAGUCCCUGUAGAAGUUAUUGUUAAUAAAAUUUAUCUUGGAAGCCUUUACAUAAUUUCAAUGCUGAUAAUGUCAGUCUUUCACAGAUCUGUUCCUGUAUGUUUCCUUCUUUUAUUUUCCUGUUUCGCUCAAAAGAUACAAACUGGAGGUUUCCACGUUGCAAAAUCCUGGCAGGUCACUCGAGCAACCUAUUUCCAGCUCUGUAACAUUGUGUGUCCCUUCACCCCUACGUCAGCGUAUCUGCUGCUGAUAACCUCUUCCUUUGGAGAGUGGAUGUGGAGAUGGUGUCCUCCUGAUGUUCUACCCUUGAACUGUGAAACCGUGCUGCCUGGCUGGGGAUUGCCCAUUGGGCCGCAGCUUGCUGACCCAUGUUGGCUCCUGGUGAAGUGAAUCUGUAUUUUAAAACUCAUCCUUAUCCUUAUUUUUAAAAUCCUGCUUUUUUUUUCCUCUUCCCUUUUGAAGAUAGAUUAAAAUUGGACAAGGGCAACUAUCUAGAACCCUCUGUUUUAUUGCUGUACCUCUUUUUCCUCUUGAAGAUGCUUCCUGUAAAUAAGAGAUAAGCAUUUCCCCUGACUAAUAUCGUCUUUAUUCAAAACGGGUGGGAGCUGGAAAGCAGGUCUGUGAGUUUAACAUCUCUGAAAAUAUUCAAAGCUAUUAUUAAAGAAGUUAUAGCAAGGCAUUUGGAUAAGUUGUACAUUACAUCAGACAGUCAACAUCAUUUUGUGAACGGGAAAUAAAUAUUGUUUAACCAAACUCUCGAGUUCUUUGAGGAUGUAAUGAUGUGCUGACACUGAAGGGGAGGGGGGUGGAUGAACUGUACUUUGAUUUCCAGAAGACAUUUUAAUAAGGUGCCAUGUGAAAGGUUAUUGUGGAAAAGAAAAGCACUUGGUGCAGGGGGGGACAGCCUAUUGGCACGGAUACAAGAUUGACCAGCUAACAGGGAAGACUGGGCAAAAGUAGGUAUUUUUGAGGUUGACAAGAUGUAACGAGUGGUGCCCUAUAGGGAUCAGUGCUGUGAUCCCAACUUUACAAUGUAAAUCAAUUACUUAGAUGAAGGAUCAGAAGGUCUGGAAGCCAAUUUUGCAGAUGAAUCAAAAAAGGUAGGAAAGUGAGCUGUGAAGAGGGGUUGUGAAAACACAAACAUCCAUAGGUUACGUGUGUGGCAGAGAUCAGGCAAAUGGGGUAUAAUGUGGGGAAAAUGUGAAACUAUCAAUGUUGUCAGCAAGAAAAAAAAUGGAUAUGAGCUAAAUGGUUAAAGGAUGUAAGGGGAUUUGAAUGCCUGUGUACAGGUCCAGCAAGUAAUUAAGAAAGUGAAGGUUUUUUGACUUAUUGGAAGGGG